Messenger RNA from Dentiscutata erythropus, 192 nucleotides. The record is from the annotation of a GenBank genome assembly. NCBI's taxonomy places the organism in Eukaryota, Fungi, Glomeromycota, Glomeromycetes, Diversisporales, Gigasporaceae.
AUGUUAACUCAUGCAUUACCUGUUCAUGAUCAAUCUCUUGACCUCGUGAAGCGCUGUAGCUUUUUAUCAAAGCUUUUUAGUGUAGGUGAUUGUCAGUUUGGAGGUGGUGCUGGUUCUAAUUGUGAGGUUACGGGCUGUAACAAUGGUCUAACAUGUAAGUCUUUAGGGAAUGAACCUGCUAUUUGUCAAUAA